This is a messenger RNA of Stylonychia lemnae, 7290 nucleotides long. NCBI's taxonomy places the organism in Eukaryota, Ciliophora, Spirotrichea, Sporadotrichida, Oxytrichidae. The record is from the annotation of a GenBank genome assembly.
AUGGUUAUAAUAAUUGUGGUCAUUCAACUCUACAGAGUAACUAGAGCAUCAACUUUCAAAAAUUUACCUCAAGGAAUACUACCAGUAGAUGAUCAUCUGCCUGAGAGAGAAUCAGACAACUAAAUAAUGAUGAAGACAAUUAGCAAGAAGAAAACUGACAGAGGAAGGUCAUUUGCCCCAAAUCUCAAAAGUGCUUCUAAAGCAACAACAGUUGGAAAGUUUAGAGAAAGAACUCUCGGAUUAAGAUAAAAGCUCGAUGAAUCAUCUAUACAGAUUGUUGCUUCAUAGUAUUACAAAGAUUUUUCUCCAUAAAUUUGGCUUUGGAUCUGCAGAUUUACAGCAUUUAUCUGGUGCUACACUUAUCAUGAUUUCCAAUCUUGGAUAAUUUUGAUGUGGAUUAUGCAUAGUACUGUUUUCAAAAGCACAAGAAGGUUUGCUGACUUUACUAAUAGAUUUUACUUACCAAUAUUCGUUCUCAUAUUCUUAUUUUACUACUUGAUCAAUAUUCCUGGAGUAAUUGAAUAUGAUUAGAUGAGAGAUAACCUAGAUUAAUGGUAAAGCUAUGGUUUCUACGAAUUUUCAAUCCCUUGCCUUGAGACUGGGCUAAUGUUUGGAGCUUUACUGCCAUUUUUCUUUUUCAUGAAGUCAAGCUAAAAGUACUUGAGUUUUAACAAGGAUGAUCAAAAGAGAAAACUACUUUAAAAACUUACUGAUGAAAAAGCUCCUACAAUUUACUAUUUCUUUUUCAGCUUACUUAGAAACUUAGAUCUCAUAGUUUUUACAGCUAUAUUCUUCUCAGGAGUAAAUAAGAUUGACUUCUAUCACAUAUUUUUGAUGUAUUUAUAUACUUUACUCGUCCACUACAUUCCAGAGGACAGCUUAAUAGAUGAUUUUGCAUAAGUCAUGGGAUUUGCUACAGAAUACGAUGAACAAGGAAUCUACAGACUUCUUCACAAUGAAAAAGAAGUUCAUCAGUAUUCUAUAAAUGCUAAAAAUAAUUUCAAGGGCAGAUAUCCAAGAAUAUACCACCUCUGGGAGCUUCUACAUCACUUGAAAAAAGAGUUCUUGAUACUUAUUUGCUUUGUGAUUUUCUUCAUGAUGAUUAUUCUUUCUACAAAGAGCAUUAUAAACUGGGGAUUCUAGAUUAUUAUCUGUAUCUUCAUCAUUACUUAUGUAGCAGUGGGUAAUAAUGCACCAGCAAAUACAGGAAUAAAGAGACUUGACAGAGUUUGGGAUAUAAUAAUAUACUAUUCAAGCUUAGUAUUAGUACUAUAGAUCACUUAUUAAUUUGCCGCUUUACCAAUCGUAAGAAAGAGUUUAGAACUUGAUGAUUUUCUAAAUAUGUUCCCUUAUUGGAUCAGAAAAAACUUAGGGAUAAUCGGAUUUCAGGUUUACAGUAAAUACAUCUGGCAAAAGUUUUUGAUAUACUUGCUUUAUUUUUCUAUUGGAGUAUAUGUGAGAAAACAAUUGAAUGUUUGGAUUAAUGAAAUGAAAUAGACAUAGGGCCCGAAUAACAUUCAAGAUGGAAGAGAACAUUCAAGGAAUAGUGAUAUGGUUGAAGAUUAUGACUAAGAUAAGGCUAAUCUAGAUUGGGAAAAAGAAUAUCUGAAGAUAAGAUUUACAACUCCUUACUUAGUAUAUAAAGUCAGAAAAGUAUGGGUAAUUCUAGAUAAACUUUCUCAAAUUCUCUUUGUCGUAAUUAGUAUCAUGAUAAUGAUACUAUCAAAUUACUGGCAAAUUUCACUAUCAAUGGCUAUACAUUUAAGCGUAUUUAUUGGCUUGUGUUUAGUAAUCUCAUCUAGACUUUAUCAAAAUAGAAAAAGAGAAAAAAUUCUCUAUAAAGGUAAAGGUACAUUAACUGUCGAAGAGGUAGGAGAGCAUUGGACGAAAUAUAAAAGAGUUGUGAAUGAACAUUAAGUAAAGCUAAGACAGAGAGCAUGGUUCUUCUAGUUUGUAGUAACAUUAUUAUGUAUUGCUCUGCUUUAUCCAACUGAAUUUAUAUAUCAGAUAAGAAAAACAUUUGUUGAACUUGAGGAGUUUGAAUUGGUAAAUGCGCUAGAUUACUUCAUAUUUUAUCUUUUCUGGGGAGGUAUUUAUCAUAGUCCUUGGGAGAUUUCAGGUCAUGGCUACUUCUAUAAUAUCUAUGGAUAUCUGAUAAUCCUUAUAUUACUGAUCUUUGAGAAGAAUGCUUAACAAUGGGCUUUAAAUAGAUUUGGAUGUUCAGUUGAAAAGGCAAAAUGGUUCUCUGAAAUAGAAGAGCAUCUCAGUAAGCCCAAAGAAAAACAACAUUUAACGAUAGCAGAAUAAGCGAUUAAAGAAGAAGAAGAUGAAGAUGGUGAAUACUCAGAAUUGUCAAGAGGUAAACUGUUCUAGUAUGACAAAAAUUAAUCAGACAAGAAAGCCAAAAGCUCCUUAAGUGAAAGUAUGCAAAGUGACAGAGGAUCAAACUCAUUUGAAGAAAGACGCAGUUUAGGUUCUGAUACUAAAGAGCUAAGCAAAGAUGAACUUAGAGAAGGAAUAAGAAGAUGGUUAAGAAAAAGAUAUAAGAUUAAGUUCCUAAAUGGAGUAAAAAUAUUCCUUGAAGAUUUUAUACAAUUAAUGCUUUUGAUAUCAAGUGUUUACAAAGAUAGUGUUAUUGGAUUAAUAUUGCUUUUGGGAGUGUUUAUUUACAUGACAAGAAGAAAGAUAAGAACAAUGGUCAGAAUAGCUUGGAUAGUUGGAUUUUGCAUGAUUUUAUAAUAUGGACUUGCUCUUUCAAAUUUGACAUCAUUUAAUAAUCCAAUGGAUUUCCCCUAUCCAUUUGAUCCUUAUCCAACAGAGGAAGAUCCUGAAGGAAGAUUCUUUAUUCCAUGGUAUCUUAAAAUACCACUUCUCAGGGAUUCCUUAAAUUGGGCUCUAUACCUUGGAAUGGGAAUAUCAAACACUAAACUUAAUGGUCUCUGGAUUGAUUAUGCUAUUAUGGGCUUUAUCUAAGCUCACUUAUUCUAUUUUGGAUGCUAACUUUUCUCUGUUGAUUACAAAGUAGUAAAAGGAGAUCUAUUAAAUGAGAUGUUUGAUGAUUAUUGUAAAUUAGCAUGUAAUGAUAGCUCGCCAGAGACUGUCAAGAAAGAAACGAGGAAAUUAAAGCACUCAAUAUUCCUUUACAACUUUUACAAAGGAAUACAGUUCUCUAUCUUCAUGCACUUCCAUUAGAUCACUAUAGUUGUCACCUUGCUUCUGGCUAUUCUUGCAAGAAGUUUAUUCUCAUUUGGAUAUAUUAUUGUCUGUAUGAUUAUGAUCUAUGAAAAUCAUAAAUUUUUCAGAAAGGAAUAAAAGAAUUUCAGACUCUAAAAUGUCCUUAAAUAUUGGCUAAGACCUUAUGUGUUUAUUGAUAUUACUUUGCAAUUAAUAUUCCAGAUUCCUUUGGACUUUCUGCAUGCUGGCCAAGAGAUUAGAUGGAGCUGGUAGAACAUUAUUGGAUUCUAAGAGAUUUGGUCUGAAGAUUCAUUUAAUAACGAAGCAGUAGCUAGAAGUAUCAUUUUCAUUGUGCUAAAGACAUUUACUUACUUCUUUGUGACUUCCCAGAUUUAAAUCUUCUCUUCAACAGCAUAUAAAAGAUACGUUAAGAAAGAUUUAGUGAAGUUCAUUGAUAUGGCUGAAACUAAGGGCAUGAGUAUAAGAAUGAAAUUUAACAAUGAAAAGAUUGAGAAGAUAAGAUAGCAAACUUAGGAAAAGAAAAAGAUGGAUGAUAUGCUUGUGAAACUUAAAAAGCUUAUUAAAAAGUGGUAGAUGUAGUUCUAUGAUUAAGAAAUAGAUCAUCAUCAUGAUCCUAACUUUUAGACAACAAGAUAGCCUUUAACACCUUAGCAAGUAAGUCAAUAAGUUUCUGAACCACUCUAAAGGAAAGCAGCUAUGAGAGAGGGUAAAAAUCCUGAUGAUAAAGAAGAUGACUCUCUUGGUAUUAUAGGAAGUAACCCGAGAUAAAGAUCCCAAACAGUUUUAGCUCAGAAUAAAAAGGGUAAAAAAGGAAAUAUGGAGACAUUCAUUAUAACUGACUCAAGAAAUUCAAGAUUACCUUAAAUCAUUGAGGAGGAAGAGUUCUUGUUCAAAGAUGAUGAAGAGAUUCUUGAGAAAGUAACCAAGAAGCUAAGUCCUUUCGCUAAAGCUCUGAUUUGGCUAAAGAAAAAGCACACAGAGCAAAUUAUUUUCAUUUAGAGUGAAGGCUUUUUAAAAAGAGUAGCCGAAGACAUGAUUUCUGCCAAAACAAACAUUUACACAAAAAUGGAAAGAAAGAUGAUAAAAGAUAUCAAAGAGCUAAGAAAACAAUAUGAAUCUAAGAUUAGUCAAAGUGAAACAUUUGAUGUUGACAUCAAAGAUUUGAAGAGAACUCAAGAAUACAUUAGUUUUGGUGGAUUGUUUAAAGGUUAUCUGAAGUUCAUAUUCGAACUUAUAGUCACUUAUUCAGAUUCAGUGUGCUAUUUCCUGAUGAUAAUUAGUAUGAUGAAAAAUGCCGGAUUAAUCUCAGUAUUUUACCCUUUCAUAGUAUUCGGUUAUGCCCUUAUGGAAGAAAUAAAUCCGUCCAAAAAAUUCUGGUAUGGUAUUUUAAUCUAUACAGAAUUCCUGAUUUUGAUUAAGUUCUUAUUCCAGCUCUAAUUCUGGGAAGCUAUUUUUGAAUUGGAAGAAAUCUAGUCCUUUUAAGAUAUUUUGAACACAUAUCAUAUCGGUUUAACUAGAUAAGCUUCCGGUGCUUUUGGAGAUAUGCUAGCUUAUUUCUUGCCAGAAAUUUUAAUACUAUUUUCGAUUAUGUCUCAUAUACAAAAGGAAAUUAUCUCUGGAUUAUUAUAUCUAAAAGAGUCAUAACUUGAAGGUAUUGAGGAAGCGCUUUUGAGAUGCUUAAGAUAUGGAAAAGAAAAUAAUUAGACUUAAUAAACAAAGAAUAAGUUUAGUCCUGCUGUUAACACAAUGAUCUCACAAUCUUAUGUUGGAGAUGAUGAGGAUUCAUUCGACUUAUAUGAUAUAGACUUGAGACGAGAAGUUAAAAGAUUCUAUAAAGAGUUUCCAAGGAAUAAUUCAUUCAAUAUACCUGAUCGAAUAAUAGAAUUAAUACUGAAACCUUUAGAUGAUGAUGAAAUACCAAAUGCAGAACUAGGAGAUAAUCAAAAGAUUCCAAAGAAACGAAAAGACACUAGACCUAAUUCAAUGGUUGAAAUCAAUGAUUUGAAAAAGAUCUAUAAUGAACUUUGGGAAUAGGAUAGAAUCAAGAAAGAGAUCAAAACUGGGUUCUUCCUUAAAAUUCAAUCAAACAUUCAGAGAGUCCUUUACAAAAACUAAUUCUUUGCUCGACUCUUCCCAAGUGUGAAGGAGUAAAAACCAGGAAAGGAUCUAUAUGCUCUUAUGGCAACAUUCCAAUUCUUGAUUUGCUUAUUCCUCAUUUUCUUUUAUACAAAAAUGGAUGCAGAUGUUACCAAUAUUAGUGAUGUUAUGACAUACAAUCAGUUUUCUGGUUAAAUGGUCAUUGGCCUUUUCUUACAAAUACUAAUCAUGAUAAUAGAUAGAUAUCUUUACAAGAGUAAAACAUUCAUUCAGGUUUAGGAGAAAGAGCGAAAGAAAAAGAGUGUCAGAUAAGAAUAAAAUAGCACUGCAGAAAAUUAAGAAGGGAAAAAUGUUGAAUCCCUUGACAGAGGAAAAUCUUUCUUCCAAUUUUUAAAAAAAGAGACUUAAGUCCACAAGUUGAUUGGAAAGGCUAAACUUAGGCAUCUUGAGGAUGUCUCAUCAUCUGAUGAAGAGGAAGAGAGGAGAUUACUAGAAAGAUAAAUUGUACUUGAAUAGACAAAAAUUACCUUAGCUAUAGUCUCAAAGUUUUAUCUCUAGUGGCUUCUAUUGAUAUUCAUCCAUUUAUUCGUAUUUUGGUACUUCCCAAUAGCAGGCUGCAAUGAAUUUGGAGGAAAUUGGGCCUUAGUAAUAUUCUACAUCUUAUAUUGUGCUUACUUCUGGACAAGUGCUUUGCAAAUUAGAUUUGGACUACCAGAGAUGAAGAAAGGAAACUUUAUGAUGAAUGACUAUGGUUAUAUGAAUACAUAUGCAUUUAAAGGAUUCAUGGCAGUUCCAUUCCUGUUUGAGCUUAAGACAUUUGCAGAUUGGACAUUUACUAGGACUGCUUUAGAUGUUUUCCAAUGGUUUAUUCUUAGUAGCACUCAUGCUGAGUUAUUCCUAGCAAGGUGUCUCUAAGGAAGAUAUAGAAGAAAGCCACUAGGCAAGCAGAUCCCAUUUUUCAUGAAACUAGCUGUCGGUGUAAUGGGCUAAAUUGGUAUCAUUUUACUUAUAGCUGGUCCUCUUCUACUAUUCAGUACUUUUAACCCAAUUUCAGAGAAGAAUCCUGUAGUUAAUGCCCAGAUUAAACUGAAUAUGCUGAUCAAGCAAGAAAAUAGCUUGGCCAUUAAUACUAUUAACUUGUUCACAAAUAACUAUGUUACAGAACUUUCAGAUCUAAACCAGCAAUAAUACAAUGUGAUGAAGUUUGGUAAUGAACUUAAGACUAAAAGCUAUGAUAUGGAGCUGAUUUAAUACGUCAAAAUGAACAACUUCAGUGAUACUAAUUGGGGUGUCUCACUACCUAAUAGACUCUCACUGUAGCAAGAAUUCAAGGAUGCAGCAUCUAAUAUUGGAAACACGUCAAUAUAAAUUCAAUUCUAGUAUCAAUUUGAUAGAUCUAACCCAAAUGCCCCAACUGCUCAGCAUUAAGAAAACUUGAAUUUGAGAUUGCCAUAAUUCUACAACAUUGUCAAAGCAUUUAAUAAGACAUUUAGUUUGGAUUGUGCCUAAAAUCAAAGUUUAUCAAAUACAUUCAUAGUUCCACCCUUCUUUACAUCGGUUAAUUUACUGACAGACAAAGAAGUUGCGGUUCCACUUGUGAUGUCUAACUGGACAAAGGGACUCAGAAUAUUUUACUCAUGCAAAGAUUACUGGACCGUAGACCAGGUAUUAAAUUCCUCUAGCUACGAAAAAGACCUCUUCUAAUCAAAUCUUACAGGAGUUUCAUUCUUCACUUUUUCAAAUAGAAUCUCACCUAGUUAUUUCAAAUACUCCAUUUUAACUUUCUAUAUCUCAAUUGUGCUUGUUAUUGGAAAGCUUAUAAGAAAUGUUUUAGUCAUUGGAGGAAAUAGAAUAUUCAUUUAUGAAAUUCCUAACUCAGAGCAGUUAUUGAUGCUAUGCGAGGAGGAAGAAUUGUAUUUUACGUUUGUGGAUAUAAUGCGGUCUCCGGAAAUGAUAAAAGCAAUCACAGGCACAGCAAUAAAAAAGAAAAAUUAAUGA